Messenger RNA from Stylonychia lemnae, 2970 nucleotides. Lineage: Eukaryota; Ciliophora; Spirotrichea; Sporadotrichida; Oxytrichidae. The record is from the annotation of a GenBank genome assembly.
AUGAAAAGUGUUUAAUACAAGGCAUAAAAGUAGAUAUUCUCAUCUGGCUUUUUCUUUGCUAUGUUUAUUACAGACAUAUUAACUCAAUCUUGUCUGGGACAAAUAUUCCCUUUAUACUGGCAAGGCUAGGAAAACGAAGUCCAUAUUCAUUCAUUCGAUAUUGACCCUAGUGAGAACAUUGCCUUGGGGGGAUAUUCUACAGAUGCUGAAGUUACAGGCAGAAAUAAUCAGUAUUAAUUUCCAGUAAUUGCAAUGAUAACUGAAGGAGGUACCUAUAAAUGGGCUAAGGUUUAAAAUGACUAAGAUUCAAGAGAUAAAAAAUUCGUAGUUGUUAGAUUUGAUCCUAAUCAUUAACUGGUGAUUGGGAUGACAGAUGGAGUAAAACCUUAUAUUUUCCAAAUAAAUACAGGAGGAUAAGUUUUAUCAAUGUAUAGUCUUUUAGAUUUACAAACGACCUAAGUAAUUGGAGAUUUCUUUAUAUCAUCAACUAUUAGCUUAAUGGGAGGUACUGGUACAUCUUCAAUCAAACCACUUACUUUGAACUUAUUUAAUAGUCAAGGUAGCUAUAAAAUAGAUAGUAGUUUUGAAGGAGCAGUUAAUGUCAUCAGGCAACAAGGUUCUAAUCAAUAGUUUUACUUUGGAGGUUAUAUGGUACAUGAAGAAGACUUAUCUCUAAGAAAUGCAACAAUUGACAAUAGAUAACACAUUUUUAACUAAAAGAGACUUAGUUUAUAUCGCUAGCAAGCAAUCAAAACUCAACUUAAUCGAAUUCUGUAUUUAUCGAUUAGAGAUAGAUUAAACCAACUACUAAAUACUUUAGUCAAAGAUAUCUGUGGUUAUUCUGCAUUAGAUAUUGGCAAAGAAUUUGGUGUUAUUUUACCAUUUCAAAGAAAAUAUAGAUGCUUUGGUUAGGAAGAGUAUAUAACAAAUGUGCCAACUUUUACAAUAAGAGACUCUACUCCGUCUUUAAGCACUUAAAUUUAAGACAGACAUGAACCAGUUAAUGCGUAAAAUCUCAAUAUUUAACUGCAGAAUGCAGGAACUAAUAUUGAUAAUAUACAAUGUGAAGCACCAGUUUAUUAAUACUCAAUGACUGAAACAAACAUAAAAAUGUAUACAUAAUACUCAACAGAAGUUAAAUAGUAUCAGUUCUCUUAAUUCACUAGCUCUUGUUUACUUGCUUCAGCGCUGCAUCAUAAGGAGUAAACAGUACUUAAGUUGGAACUUCAGAAGGCUUAUUUUAAAUAACAGCUACUACUUCAACUCCAGAUUAGGUAUUUGACAAAUAUUAAUGCAUUUUAGUUUUUGGCUGAAAUUAUAAUAUAAGGGGAAAUAGCUUUAAGUAAGCUAGUAUAAUCCGUAACUGUUAUUAUCAAAUUUAUGCUUGAUCCAUGUGAGGGUGUCACAGUCUCUACAAACAAAACUUACUAUACUGUUACUGUAGAUAUAAUAGAUGGGGAUGGUUAAAUUAUCGAAGGCUUUAAUUGGAAUUAAAAUAAGAAUUUAAACACCUGCCCGUACUAACUAGAAUUUUCAAGCGUUUAAUUAAACAUGCCAAACAAUAUAGACACUCAACUUAGAUUUGUGGGAACUGAUUUAUAAACUUCCAAUCUAAAAAGCGUUGGAAUAUUCACAUUGACAGUCAAUGCCUAUGUUACUAUGAAAGCUAGUAACAUUAUGAAAGUCUUACUGACAAAAGAAUUUAACCUUAUAGUUACUUCCAGAUGUACAAGUGCUAAUCAAUGUAUCAAGCCUGAUUCCUUCCAAUAAUCAUAUGAGCAUUUCCUUUAUCAGUAGCAAACUAUAACUUUUUCUGAAUGGACCUAUAUGUAUCCUUCAUGCCCAGAAACUCCUGUCUAUAAAAUUAAUGGAAUUCUAUCAUUCUAAUCAUUUUAAUCCCUUACUUUAACAACAACUGCUGGAUCAUCAAUUAAGUAUUUAGAGCCUCCAACUAUUCAACAACCUCAACAACCUUCCUCACUUAUCUUUAUGAAGACACCUGAAUUUAGGUUUGAAAACUACUUUGAAACUAGCACAAAAUUUCUUUUCAAAAACUCGUAGUACAUCUAUAAUAUAUUUUUGGACUAAGAUUCACAGGCUGAAUUUUUUAAGUCUUAUGUCUUGACCUUAGAUUUGAAGGAUUCACUUAUUUUUGCAGAAUUUACAAAUUAUCAGCUUAAUUUUAUCCCAAGCAGAAGUUUGAAAGAUUUAUACAGUAUAUUGAUAACAGUAUAGCCAAUAAGCCUCGAAUAUAAGUAUAAAUUGGAACUUAAAAUCCAUAUUCUUGAUUAAAUGACUUCUAGCUAAGAAACACCAAAUGAGACCUUGUCAUAAAUUAAUAGUAUAGAGACAUUAAACGACUAUUCAAGAUUAAAAAACAAAAAAUUCAAUAAAAUUAUUACUGUUAAGCUGGCUUCUAUAUCAAUUGAUGGUAUAGCCACUCUUUAAUUCAAUGAUACUUUGCUUCUACCAAAAAACCUAUCUUACUUGAUUACAAAUGAAACUUUAAUUCUGCAAGUAAUAGAUUCGAAUACAGAAUUAGUAGACUUUGAUCAUAAGUCUUUAUUAUCUUUCGAAGUAUUAUCAUAUAACAAGAAGCAACUAAAGCUUAAAUUGAAAUUCAAAGACCCCAGAUACAUAUCUCAAUCAUAGAGGCCUGAUAAGUUAAGAGUCACUUUCAAGAAGUCAUAUUUUUAUGUUAACUAACUCAUUACAGCAAAGAUCUCUGAUAAUCAAGUCCUAACAAGAAAUCUCCCUUCUUAAAUUUAUGACUCUGGUAUCUCUUCUAGCAGCAAUAAUGGUGAAUUUAUUUCUUUAAUUAGCUGUGAAAUUUUCAAUGAAACUCUUAUGGAGAAUGAUGGCUGUUCUCUAGCUGAUUGUCAAUCUUCCUAUUAUGAGUGUAAAUCUACCUAGCAAUGUGUUAGUUUGCUUUAAAUAACUUAUUGGAAUUUCCUCAAUGCAGAUAGUUGA